ACCCAGAAUGACCCCCCCCCCCUUCACCGCGUCGUCUGAUGAUAUUUGAAUGGGAGAACAGCCGAAACGCACCGGCGACAUUUGUACCCUCCGCGUGUCUGUGACAUAUCGGGUCCGAGCCAAGAGGGACGCUGUUGUUGAAGACCGGCUGACGUAAGACCGAUUCUUCUCCCCCCCCCCCACCUCCUCCUUCCCCCAAACAGCAUCACCGGUAAGCUAACGUUGGCGGCUAGCAUCACCUGGCUAGCUGACGCGGACGGAAAAACGGCCGCUUGUGGGGCCGUUUGGGACGUGGUUUGACAGCCGAGAGGCUCGCGGCGGGUUCGCGCUCCGCUCCGGAGGACCGGGACUCCGCCGCGGAAGCUAACCGCGUGUAGCCGGAGCGGGUCGGGACCGAAGCCGGCGUCUUGUCGCCUUGUUCGCUGGUCCCGUGAGGGGAGUAAAACAGGUGGGAUAAAAGGAAAGCGGCCACGGUGAGCGCUUCUGUUUCUGCCUCUCGGGUUGUUCAGUUUGAAGAAACUCCUCCGCUGCGGUUAAAGUUCCAGCAGCGCGCUGUGAAAUCCCCGAAUCAAAGUGCACUUUCCUAAAUUCAGAUACGUGGAUCCUUUAUUCGUAUCUGACUGUACAGGAAUACACAGAAUAAAUGUUAUUUAUUUCACAGUAUUCCACCGUUUAUUUGCUCUUGGAGCAGAGCUGCUGUUUAGAAUCAAAGUAAAUGUACCCGAUGUGCACUCGAACGCCCCCUUUGAUUUAUUUUAUUAUAUUUAGGCCCCAAAGUGCAUCUUUGUCACUCAUUAUUGUAGCUGACAAUGACAGUAAUCUUCCUCAUUGUUGUUGUACUGAAUCUACAGGUGAUUGAUAAAGUACGGUGAAAAGCUGUUGUUCGGUGGUGGGAGAAGUACUCCGAUCCUUUAAGUAUAAGUACUAAUACAACACUAUGAGAAUACUCCAGUCUGAAAGUAAGUCCUGCAUUGAAAAUGCUACUUCUGUAUCAAAAUGUACAAGUAAGAGUAUUUAUUUGUGGAGUAAAACCUUUUGUAAAAGAAGAUUAGAUGGACCUUCUCAAAUAGUACGAUUAGUACCCGUUUGUACUGAAGCCCAUAAACUUCAACCGGUUCAUCUUAAACCGUUCAUGUAUGUUGUCCAUGAAUGUCAUUAAACGUCGUAGCUGUGUAAUUACGCAAUGCCAGAAGUACUUUCUGCUUCUAUUCAGACCCCACCUGUAAUUUUCAUUCUGAGCAGCACUGCUCGGCACGGAACAACCGGAUCUUAAAAUAUGACUCACGUGGCCGAAGGUAAUCUGUUAAAUCAGUCCUGCAUUAAUCAUAAAGUCUUGUAACCACGUUGGCUCGUUAAUCUCACAUUUCUUUCUAAGAUAAUAUCCUGCCAAGUAACCGGAACUGCAGCAGUGACUAUUUAAGUCAAAUGUUUAAUAUGUCUUUAUGAAAUGUACAAAGCAGUUUACGUUUCAACAACCAGCGCCGGUUCGUGCGGUCUGUGGCCUUCUGCCUCCUGACCUUUUGACCUCUAACCUGGCCUGUGGGUAAAAGCGAUGGGCUGACCCAAGCCGAACCCCUUCAUUUGGUGGUGAAUGGCGCUCUGUUGCUCACUCGGGAUGAGCGACCUUUUACGAUGCGCUCGGCGGAGCGUGGCGGUCACCGUCUUCCCCUCUAAUGACGGCCCGGGUCGAUGAGAUCAGCCCCGAGGCCCAGAAACGGUAAUUACGCUCUGCGGGGUAAAUAGCGAUGAGUCGAUGCGCGGCUUAACCCGCCCCUCGCUCCGGCGGUAUAUGAAGUGACCCUCCGGGGGGGGACGGGACGAGACAGUCCAGUGUGUGACGACGACCGGACGCUUUGGCUCAAGAAGGGACCAGUGAGGGCCGGCUGCUGCUUGAGUGUCUCCAUUCGGGAAAGGUACGACAUGCUUUAUGCUUUUAGAAGACAAACCAGACUCCAGAACAGCUGAGAGGAGGAACAGGAAGGAGAAUACUUUGUGCUGGUGUCCAAUUCUGAGGCCCACAUGUUCAUGAUGGGUGUAGCUGAUGGAGCUGCACAGUUCAAACUGAUCUGUCACCACGAACUCUGGAGGAGAAUCUUUCCCUGUUGUCAGAUAUUUUGAAGGGUUGUGUGGAUCAGGAAUCCAUUCUAAAUUCUGUUUUUUUUUACCUGAGAAGGUCAAACUUUGCCUCAAUUAGUCUUGCAUCAGAAUUUAUUUUCUUUUAUUGCAGCAAAAUGGGGUUAUUAAGUAGUCGUUGGACCACAUCGACCUAAAUGCAUGACUGCGAGCAGACAGACCUCUGAAUACAUAUCAGGGCUGCAGGUGUUCUGAACCAGGGUCAGUGGGCUCAGAAGAUCUGUGGUUACUAAACCAAUACCGAGGAUGGACGUCCCGGCGGCUCCAGUUCAGUCGAGCUCCUGACCGAGGGCGAGUUGAGUUUAGAUAAACGGCCGUUUGCCCUCCGCCUGCGGACUGGAGCGCAGAGGAGAAGUGAGUCGAGUUCCCACGAGUGCUUUGAAAAAAUAUCACGCGUAGCUUCGCCUCGGUAGAGUUUGACGUUCCUUUUCCGCUCCAGUGGAACAUCACUUUGCUAAAGUAGAAGGUGUCGCUGACCACGUGUGUGUGUUCGGUUCCCAGGGGUCCCAGUUUGUACGGUGACACGAAUUGUGGGUAAACUGGUCUUUUGGGAACCAUGUGGCGGCGGGCGACGCCCCUCCGGUCUUUGUGGGGCGCGUUUGAUUCGCCGGCGUCUUCUCUUCCACCUCGUUCUGCUCCGUGGAGCUGCUGAUAACCAGGGGACCGUCUGGCUUGCGGGGUGGUGACCCUGAUCCACAGCGGGUGACGUAACCGCUGAUAACGCGGGUUGUUUGCUUCGCCUGAUUCCCCACGUGGGCCCGUUUGCUCGCUGCCACUUGCCGCGCGUUCCUGGUUUAUCGCGUGUUGGCCGUGGCUCGAGGGGCCGGCGCCUGUUUGGUCUCUAAUCUGCCGACGGCCACUUGCUCACAAUCCAAAGCAGGAAAGCCGGGGCCACUUUCUAAGAACAGAGGACCUGACAUGCCGAGCUCCGUAGAACCAAGAAUGCGGCUCUUUACUCAGUCCACUGCUCCCCUGAGGAGAUCCCUGCUCCCUUCAGGCGUCCCCCCUCCCGUCCCCCCCCCUGACUCCCAUCACUGCUCCCAGGUGUCCCGUGGGCCUCGGGGCUCGACAGCCGUCAUCAGUGGCUCCGUGGGAGAAGACCAGCGUCGGCCAGCCGCUGGAGGAGCCAUGCUCACCCGGCCCCCUCGUGGCCGUGCCACUGCGUCCGCCCGCCCCCUCCGGCCCCUUCCCAUGUUGGUUUUGGCCGUGGCGGUGCUCCUCUGCCCCGUGGGCCGAGUGACGUGUCAGACGCGAGGUCAGACGCAGUCGCCCGCCCAGGUGCUGCAGGACCUGCUGUCCCGCUACGGGGACAAUAGCACCAUCUCGGUGCCACAGCUGCGCUCUCUGCUGGCCCUUAUCAGCCAAGGUCAGGGGGACGGGGACGGCGGCGGCGGCGUCGUGGCGGAGACGCCAAAGAUAAACAUGCCUCCCAAAUCAAACAGCUCCAAGUGCCUGCCGGCCGACACGCUGGCCGUCUACAGCAUCGGCGAGCAGUCGCGCCUGGACGAGCAGGGCCUGCGGGAGCUCUGCCCCACCAUGCUGCAGCAGCUGGACGCCGGCACCUGCAGGGGGCGGAAAGAGGAGGAGUCGAGCGCGGAGCCCUCCCCCAGGCCCACGGACGCCGAGGUGUGGGGCUUCUCUUUCCUGAGUGUGACGGUGAUCAAUGCCUUCUCCCUCACCGGAGUCUUCAUCAUUCCCCUGCUGAAGACGCGCUACAUGAAACACGCGCUCACCUUUUUCAUCGCCCUCGCCGUCGGCACGCUGUUCUCCACCGCCGUCCUGCAGCUCCUGCCAGAGGCCUUCGGUUUUGACCCCAUGGUGGACUUCUACGUGUCCAAAUCUGCGAUGGUGUUCGCCGGCUUCUACCUCUUCUUCUUCACCGAGAAGGUCCUCCGAGUGCUCCUCAAACAGAGGAAAGGGAACCACGGCCACAGUCAUUACUCCCCCCCCGACGGGGAGGUGGAGGAGGGCGAGAAGGAGAAGCUGCAGCAGAACGGAGAAGCCAGCAGUCUGACUCCGGGGAAGGUGGAGGAGGGCGAGGGCGAGCUCAUGCUGAGUCCCGCUCAGACACCACAGGACUCCCAGAGCCCGGACGGCGGGGGGCGGUCCGCCGGCUGCUAUUGGCUGAAGGGGGCGACCUACGCCGACAUCGGCACGCUGGCCUGGAUGAUCACGCUGAGCGACGGCCUGCACAACUUCAUCGACGGCCUGGCCAUCGGCGCCUCCUUCACCGCCUCCGUCUUCCAGGGCGUCAGCACCUCGGUGGCCAUCCUGUGCGAGGAGUUCCCCCACGAGCUCGGGGACUUUGUGAUCCUGCUCAACGCCGGCAUGAGCAUCCAGCAGGCGCUCUUCUUCAACUUCCUGUCGGCCUGCUGCUGUUACCUGGGCAUGGGCUUCGGCAUCCUGGCCGGCAACAGCUUCUCCCCGAACUGGAUCUUCGCCCUGGCAGGCGGAAUGUUCCUCUACAUCGCGCUGGCUGACAUGUUCCCAGAGAUGAACGAGGUGAGUCGGGAGGAAGAGGACGCCGGCGGCAGCAGCUUCCUGCUCACCUUCGCCAUCCAGAACGCCGGCCUGCUGACGGGCUUCGGCAUCAUGCUGCUCCUCACCAUGUACUCCGGACAGAUACAGCUGGGCUAGCUGCUCCAGCUCAGACUUUUUUUUCUGCUACUGUAAACUGACCCCCCCCCCCCCUUCAAGAGGAGGAGACGCUUCUUGUUUUUCCUCUCUUCUUUAUCUUCCUCCCUGCGGCGGGUACGCACACCUUUCCUCUGCCGAAGAGCCCCGGCGUGGCGGUAGAUCCCGGCCACAGCGGGAACCGGCCUCCUUUCCUUCUGCGCGAUUUAUCGGCCUUUUCCCCCCGACGGCGGCUCUAGAAACGUGGAAGCGGCGCUCGGCCUGCAGAGACGAGCUCAGGACCUCUGGAGAUGACGUGCCGGACUCGUCACCCGUCGCUCAAGCCUUUCCUCCGCUCUCCUCGCUACUGAUCGGCCAUUUUGGGCUUUUGCUUUCCUCGCAUUGUGUCACAUGAGAGGUGAUCACGGAGGUUUCUGUCUCUGAUCGUCUCUGAACUUCCUCCGAACUUCCUCCGCGCAAUCAGGUAACAGCUGGAGUAUUGAAUCCUUCUUUUCCAGACUUUGACCUCCCGCCCCCUUUCAUUACACACCAAAAACCAAUCAUUAAGAAACCUGAACUUUAAUUUGACAUCCAGCUGGAUCGAAUUGUUUUACGUGUUGAUGUUUUAUACGUGAUGACCAUGAAAUCAGACUUUUUGAAGGCCAAAUAGGAGCAGACCAGUGAGAAUGGCGAAGGGCUACACGGCGACGCUUGGAGCGCAGCGCUUUGUUUCCUCAGAACGGACUAAUCCCUAAAGACGGAUCACAUAUACGUGACACAACGUGAUAUUAGUGAUGUUCGUGGCUUCGUGCCGAUCGGAAACAGCAAAGCGUCGGCCUUCCUCCACCUAUUUUACCAUCUGUGCCCUUCGUUGAUCUUUGAAUUUCUUUGAUUUUUUUUUUUUUUUCCUCGUACUCUUGAUCUUGAAACCCGCAGGCUUUUUUUCUCCUAGAAUCAUCUCUCAUUUUACAUGUUUGAACAAGAUGAAUCAUACAAACACAUCAUGUUCUGUGACCGUUUCCAUGUUCAUCACCGUUAAUAGGGAUGGAAAAAUGAAGUAUCUGUACUGUAUCUGGAUCGGUGGUCAUGGCAACGCAACAAGGUCAAACGUCUGUGAUGACCGAUGUGGUUCUGAAGGUACUCACUGAAUCCCAGGACCUCUUAGUCCACUGGAGAGGAAUCUGCAUCAAUCAGCUGAUUGGUCUAUUCAAACAGCUGCUGUUUUGGUAAUCGGUUAAACUUCAGUGUAAUUUUUUAAAGCAGAAAUCUCACCGGUUCCGCCUUCUCUGACCCUGUUUUCAUCUGCUAGGAUGUAAAGUCAGGAAAUCCCUUUUGGGGUUUCUUCAUGUGGAUCCGCCUCCCGCUCAGGUCGACGCACCUUAAAAUCAAUUCCACAAAAAUGUCAUUAUUCUACAACCAUUAUAUCAUAAAUAAUCAAUCAAUACUUCAUGCUGUUGAGUUAAAACAUAACAACUGUUAAUUGACGCUUUAACCGAUUAAAAAGGAGCAUCUGUAUUCUUUGAAACGUAGAAGGAAAAAAAAAACUUUUUGAGAGCCUUCCAGGUUCGUUCUUAUCUCUCUUUCACGUUUCAACAUCCUCGCGGUUGUAAAGUGAGCGGAGAAGCGUCUGCAUACUGUUGGUCAGUGAAAAGCGCUUCAUGAUCUGAAGUUUAUUGGAGCAACUCGUACGACCCGUUGUGCCCUUUUCUCAUAUUGUAAACGACAAAGACUGACGUGUUGUUUAGGGUUGAAAUGAUCUCCAUAGCAACGCUGUGCUGCUGUUGAAGCUACAAAUGUUCGUCCCUAUUGUCCAUCUAUAUUUACUGAUGUACUACAGCAGGAAGCAGUAGAUUCAAUAUUAGAAUUUUUAAAAAGAGCCUUAGGUUAUAUUUUAUUAGAAAUAGAAAGGAGGUCACGUUAUUGUAAAGACUUGAAUGCUGUAAUUAUCCCUGGAUGGAGAAGUUUUUAACUUGUACCAUGAGGUACAGUAUUACUGCUGCUUGAUAUUUACCGUCUUUGGGAGAUUAUGCGUCGUUCUUCGAGCCAUAGAAUAUUUAUGCUCUAACCCUAAAAAAAAAAAAGAAUAUUCAGUUGCGGUUUACAUCCGAAGCCAUGAAAGCAAACUGAAGUUCUGUCUUGUUUGUUGUUUAUCUUUGUUUCAGUAUUUUGUUUUGAAGAAGUGGGACUUUUUAUUUGCAUUGAAUAUUUUAACUGUUAAGUCUAAAGACAAAUGGCCGAAACUUCUGGUCAUAUACGCUAAUAUUAAUCUCAAACUGAGAACUGAAACUGGACAUUUUGAUAAUUUAUUGAUCUUCUUUCAGACUUGAUAAUUAAAGACAUAAUGUGCUUAAUGUAAUUUGGGAAUCCUCAUCAGCGCUAUCUGUGUAUCAUUGAAAUCCUUUUUUAUAAACAUUCUUUUCCAAGAAAAUCAAAAUCAAUGUGUCAAGUGUCAUGAUUGUCUUGUUUAUUCCACCUCUUUAUGUGACGUUUAAAUGUGCUUUUCUUCCUUUAGUCCUCGCGUGUAGAAAAACAAUCUUUUUUCUAAACCGGAAUAAAACACAUUUAGGGUUUUCUAUCCGUAA
Messenger RNA from Gasterosteus aculeatus aculeatus (three-spined stickleback), 7328 nucleotides. RefSeq names its product solute carrier family 39 member 14 (gene slc39a14). The record is from RefSeq and is a predicted model, not a curated record. Gene Ontology annotation, biological process: zinc ion import across plasma membrane; intracellular monoatomic cation homeostasis. Gene Ontology annotation, molecular function: monoatomic cation:bicarbonate symporter activity; zinc ion transmembrane transporter activity. Gene Ontology annotation, cellular component: plasma membrane. NCBI's taxonomy places the organism in Eukaryota, Metazoa, Chordata, Actinopteri, Perciformes, Gasterosteidae.